GCUCCCGUCCAACCACCACAAGUGGGUCCCGAAACCUCAGAGCCCAGUGAUGACCGCAUUGAAGUUGCUGAAGUGGAGGCUGCUUUUGAAAGUUUCGAGGAAGAAUUAAUGGUACAAGUUUGUCGACAGAUCUCUCCGUUGGGAAAGUGCGUUAUCCUGUCUAACACCAGUGUGGCAUUCACGAACACAACCACUAACACUUCACAACGUCCACCGGCUCCUCGUGGCAGUUUUCACUCUCCGCUGUUCAGUUUUGGCGAUAGUAUCAAUGUGGAUAGUGAAGUUCAUCAGCUCAUUUUGUCCAAUAAUCACACACCAGAUUCUGUUCGCGCAUCCGGCAGUCGACUCCCUCGUCGUAUUGUUGUCCCGCGUACCGUAAAUGCUACUCAGUCACCGUCCUCUCAAUUGAUCCGACGCACCUGGCGAUCUUUGUUUCCCACACAAGGUAAUUCAGGAGGUGAAGCAGAUCGCGUAUCCCAGUCUUUGGAGAGGCCACGCAGCUCCUCGGCCGAGUCAAGAGCCAGCGGCGGUCUUCGUGAGAGAGAAAGUAGCGAUAAUUUUCUUGCUGAUGAAGAAGAGGCGGAAGCUGCCGCGGAAACAGCGGAGGAUGACUCGAAUGAGAUGGACUCAAGUCGUUAA
Molecule: messenger RNA, 639 nt
Organism: Echinostoma caproni
Lineage: Eukaryota; Metazoa; Platyhelminthes; Trematoda; Plagiorchiida; Echinostomatidae
Source: the annotation of a GenBank genome assembly